AUGGCCAACUACACAGCCAUUCUCAGGAAAGAGCCCUUCGAUGGCCAGUAUUCGGCUCCUUCGGUCAUUGUCACCCUGGCGCUGGGGCUCGCCCUCUAUAACUGCGUGGAACUGACCCUCCUGAUCAUGACCACCUUCAAGAGAUGGAAGGGCCUAUAUUUCUGGAGUUUGUCGCUGUGCAACUUCGGCGUCGCCUCGUAUGGCUUCGGCAUGGUGACUGACUACUGGAAACUCACCGUCCUCUGGGCCUCCAAAGUCCUGGUUACGAUCGGCUGGAUGACCAUGAUCACCUGCCAGUCUCUGGUACUCUACUCUCGUCUUGGCCUGUUGGUCGAUAACGACAAAAUCCUGAAGGGGGUCAAAUGGAUGAUCAUCAUUAACAGCUGCGUGGUAUUUACCAUUGUCGACGUUCUCGACUGGGGAAGCACCUAUUCGAGCGACUACAGCUACACCGUGGGGUAUUAUUACAUUGAGCUCAUCCAGAUCAGUAUCUUCACUCUGCAGGAAUUGAUCAUCUCGGGUCUGUAUGUUUGGAAGACUUUUAGUCUUCUGCAGAUCGUCUCCAAGGAAAAUACCAGGAGCAUGGUGAUGCAGGUACUGACCAUCAACCUCAUGAUCAUUUGCAUGGACAUCGCGCUCUUUGUGAUGCAAUUCAAACACAUGCAGCUCUACCAAGAAAGCUUCAAGAUCUUGUUCUACAGCAUCAAGCUGAAACUCGAAAUGAACAUCCUGUCGAAGCUGGUUGAUCUUGUUCACGGGUCGUCGGUCAAGAAUCGAUCCAUGACAUUGGAAGCCAUCGACUCGAACGCCGUGCAAGGGCAGGCGCAGCGCGAUGUCCAACGAGAAAUGGCCAGCCCGGGAAGCCUCGUCAAUUGGUACGCGGGUGAUACCAAAAGUGGCAUGGCUUCUUACCAGAACGACGUUUCCCCAGAUGUGAGGUACCGGCCUUCGAUGUCAUUGUCAGGGUCGGGAUCGUCACCGACCGACGACGCUGAGAUCACUCGAGUUCUUUCUCACCCCACGAGUGUAAAGGCAAGAGCGAAUGGCAGAGAGGUCGACGCUCUGUAUGCAGACUAUCUCCGAUCUGUGAAGUGA
Messenger RNA from Exophiala aquamarina CBS 119918, 1095 nucleotides. RefSeq lists its product as uncharacterized. The record is from RefSeq and is a predicted model, not a curated record. The transcript has a single exon. The coding region runs from base 1 to 1095 and encodes 364 amino acids. Lineage: Eukaryota; Fungi; Ascomycota; Eurotiomycetes; Chaetothyriales; Herpotrichiellaceae.